This is a messenger RNA of Andrographis paniculata, 2640 nucleotides long. Its product is annotated as CRC domain-containing protein TSO1-like. The record is from RefSeq and is a predicted model, not a curated record. The transcript has 10 exons. Gene Ontology annotation, molecular function: DNA-binding transcription factor activity. NCBI's taxonomy places the organism in Eukaryota, Viridiplantae, Streptophyta, Magnoliopsida, Lamiales, Acanthaceae. Bases 350 to 2401 code for a protein of 683 amino acids.
UCUUUUUCAUUUUUUUCUCAGUUCCAUCUUUAAUUUCCCUCCAUGGACCAUUUUCUUUACCUUGUUUGUGUCUGAAGAAACAUUGGGGUGUAGUUUGAGGCUUUAGGGGUGUGGUGGGGACGGGAGUCGUUCUCUUUUGGCAGAAAAAGAAUAAAGAAAAGAACCAAAAAUCAAUAAACAAUGAUAUUUUUUUUCAAUUCUUUAAUCUUCGUCGCUGCGUUCUAUACUGCAUUUCCCGCUUCUUCUUGAAUCCCAAUCUCCCUUAUUUGACUCUUUCUGCUUUGGCCUCUCUGGGGUGUGGUGGGGAGCAAACGAAGAAGGAUUUGAAGAUUAGGUUUAGGAGUAAGAAAUGGGGGAAGGAGUUGAGGGUUUUGGGAAGGAAGAAGGAGAAGAAGUCAUGGAAACUCCAGAGAGAAGCAGGAACAACCAGAUCGCUGCAUCUAUUGCCAAAUUCGAGGAAUCCCCUGUUUUUAACUUUCUCAACAACCUCUCACCAAUCAAGCCGGUGAAAUCGAUCCACAUUACACAAACAAUAAACCCUCUUAGUUUCGCAUCCCUCCCGUCUGUUUUUGCGUCGCCCCAUCAUGUUUCGCUCAAAGAAUCUCGAUUUUAUCAAAGGCAUCGUCUGUUGGAUCCAUCGAAACCCGAGUUUUCUUGCGGUGAAGAGGGCGGCGGCGUUGAUACGAACAAGGAAAAUGCUGAAGGUACUAAGAAAUCGGGUGAACAUCAGGUUGAUAAGAACGCGGACGCGAUAAAUCUGGUUGAUCAAAAUAAAGAAACAGCAAGUGAAUGGGAGGAUUUGCUUUCGAAUGCCUCCGAUCUCAUCGUUUUCGAAUCGCCGGGUGACGUCAAUUCUUACGAGAAAUCAGUCGAUCCCGGAGAGAGUUUCUACGCGAGUAUGAAUAACGACAUGGAGAAUAUGCACACGCUGCUCGAUUCGGGCGAACAGCUUGGAGAAAGAUGCGAACUUGAAGAUGGGUCAACUCAUCCCGAAGAAGGAAUCGAGACGACACAAAUUGCCGAUGCCUGUGACCUAAUUGCAAAUCCGUUGCUGAUCGAUCAUGGCGAAGAGAACGAUCACGAGCAUCUUUCGGGAAUCUGCCGUGGGAUGAGAAGACGGUGUCUGGUUUUCGAGAUGUCGGGAGGCCAAAAACGGCAUUUCGACGAGCAUUUUGGAUCCGGGUCGUCGAAUUUACUCCGAUCUGACGGAAGUACAUCCUCCGUCGACGAGCAGCAGCAUCUUUCGAUAAGGGCGGGAAACGAUUCGUCACGUCGUAUAUUACCUGGCAUCGGGUUGCAUUUGAAUGCUCUCGCGACGACUCCGAAGGACUACAGAAUCGUUAACAACGAUUCCUCCGCCGCUUCCGGAAGGCUGUUGAUCGGACAUGGCUUGUCCGUUAAUUUCCAUCCUUCGGUCGCUGUUCAGGAACCGAUAAACAACGUUGUUGUACCCGUCGCCGCAUCAGACGUGGAAAUCGAUUGUCCUGAAAAUGCUAUUGUGCCAUUCGAUUCGAACGAUCCGAACGAAGAUAUAAACCAAACUAGCCCGAAGAAGAAAAGCCGCAGGACGGACUCGUCGGGGGACGGUGAGGCCUGCAAACGUUGCAACUGCAAGAAAUCGAAAUGCUUAAAACUUUAUUGUGAAUGCUUCGCUGCCGGGGUUUAUUGCGUCGAGCCGUGCGCGUGUAUCGAUUGCUUCAACAAACCCAUCCAUGAAGAUACGGUUCUUGCAACGCGCAAACAGAUCGAGACGAGGAAUCCUCUUGCUUUCGCGCCGAAAGUGAUUAGGACAUCCGAGGUUGUUGCCGAAACCAAGGAUGAUCCUAACAAGACGCCGGCAUCAGCUCGACAUAAACGAGGAUGCAACUGCAAGAAGUCGGGUUGUCUGAAGAAAUACUGCGAAUGCUACCAGGGUGGUGUCGGAUGCUCGGAUAAAUGCAGAUGCGACGGGUGUAAGAACACGUUUGGGCGUAAAGAAGACAUGGAAGGCGAGGCUGAGGAAGACGAGCCGGAGACGAACGAGAAUUCGAUGGCCGACAACGACGUCGAUCAAAACCUCGAUUCCGCACCCAUUGCGACGCCUCAACAACCUGGAAGGCAAUGUGUUCAUCUCUCUUCAAACAAAAAGCCGGUAAGAUCUUUCCCGUCGAGCGUCGGGUCCUCCCGCCAAGUCAAAUCGGGAUACUUUCGACUUCCGGAAAAGUUCGAUUCUAAAUCGGGAAAUAACAAAGGGGACGAGAUGCCGGAGAUUCUCCAAGGACGGUCGCCUCCGAUCGGAGGCGUAAAGUUAUCGUCGCCUAAUCGGAAGAGAGUUUCGCCUCCGCAUGCGUCGGGAAUGUCAGGCCGGAAGCUCAUUCUCCAUUCAAUACCGUCGUUCCCCUCGCUCAGCCCGAAUCUGUGACUCGAUCGGCGGGCCCGCGGGCCGACGACGCAGAUCGUCAGAGUCGGAAACAGAGCUCCGAAAGAAUCUGUUUUAAUUGAUGAAUGAAUGUCCGUUUGUAGGUAGUUUCGUGUAACAUAUUAUAUGUUUGUUUUUGUCUUAGUUUCGUUAGUAAUAAAACUCAGAUUCUAUGGUGUCUGUAAUUGUUACUUGUAUGUAGUGAAUUUCUUGCAUUUUAUUGUAGUAAAAUUUCAAAUGCU